Molecule: messenger RNA, 1859 nt
Organism: Vombatus ursinus (common wombat)
Lineage: Eukaryota; Metazoa; Chordata; Mammalia; Diprotodontia; Vombatidae
Gene: CCDC3
Product: coiled-coil domain containing 3
Exons: 3
Coding region: 422-1249 (275 amino acids)
Biological process (GO): negative regulation of gene expression
Cellular component (GO): extracellular region
Source: RefSeq, a predicted model, not a curated record
GAAAAGUCACGGAGAAGAGGAGGCGGGGUAGCCAGGUCCUGGCGACCCUUUUAAAGCGAUAGGACAGGGGAUGGACUGCGUUAAGGCGGAGCGACUCCUGCGGAGAGUAGAGGGGCCAGCUCAGUGGAUUGAAGGAGAAAGAGCAAGGAAACGAGCAAGACUCGUAGUCAGAACCCGUCCAGCUGUGGGCUCAGCCGCCGUGGCUCUGGCCAAAGAGGGCUAGCGCGAACCCCUCCUUUCUCCAGUCUGGGCCAGCCGCACGCUCCCUCUGCCCUGUCCUCCCUGGUCCCCACCAUGCGCACAGGCUAGCAUGUCCACUGUCAGUUAAACCUGCGCCUGAGGAAAGGGGCAAGCGGAGAGCGGGAGUUGGGGAAACUUUGGGAAGCAGGGAGCGCGUGGUGUAGGCGCUCCCACCACCACGAUGCUGCCCACCCUGCUCCUCGCCUUGGUCUGCCUGGGCGACCAGCUCAGCCCGAGCCUGGGCUGCCAGCUGCCGUCCGACUGGAGACCCCUGAGCGAGAGCUGCCGGGCGGAGCUGGCCGAAAUCAUCGUGUACGCCAAGGUGCUGGCGCUGCACCAGGAGAUGUACAGCCUGUACAACUACCUGCCGUGGCAGUACGAAGCCGCGUCCGAGGGAGGGCUCUUCUAUUCCGCCGAGAUCGAGAUGCUGUGCGACCAGGCGUGGGGAAGCAUGCUGGAGGUGCCCGCAGGCUCCAGGCUCAACCUCACUGGCCUGGGCUAUUUCUCCUGCCACUCCCAUACCGUGGUGCAAGAUUACUCCUACUUCUUCUUCCUCAGGAUGGAUGACAAUUAUAAUCUCUUGCCUCAUGGAGUCAAUUUCCAGGAUGCCAUCUUUCCAGACACUCAAGAGAACAGAAGAAUGUUUUCCAGUCUCUUCCAGUUUUCCAACUGUACUCAUGGACAGCAGCCUGCAACUUUCUCCAGUGACUGGGAGAUUCAGGAGGACAACAGGCUCAUGUGCUCAUCGGUGCAGAAGGCCCUCUUUGAGGAAGAAGACCACGUGAAGAAGCUGCAGCAGAAGGUGGCCACUCUGGAGAAACGGAACAAGCAGCUUCGAGACAGGGUGAAGAAGGUCAAGAGAUCCUUGCGCCAGGCAAAGAAGAACGGCCGUCGCAUGGAGCUAAUGAACCGCAAACUUAGUGAGAAGCUGUCCUCCCCAGUGGGUCAGAUUCCUCAUAUCAACUCCCUAACACAGGAGCACGCCCAUGCUAGCUACCUUAAAGUGUAACUCAAGAUGCUGCACCCCAAAGCCAGUCCUCUGAUGCUGUGGUCUUGGAAGUUGUCACCACUGGGAGCUAGAAUGGUUGCUGGGCAGCCUCAAGCUAGUGGAGCUUGGGUAUCAUACUUUUGUAUCAAAGGGGCAUUGAAAAUUAGGAUAGUUUAUAUAUGUAUAUAUUUUUAAAUAUCAUAGAAGAUAUUUUUUAUUGCACCUUUGGUAUAGCCUAAUUUUCCUCAGAACACAGAAUCAGCCCUACUUGUGGGUUGCUGGCCUUCCUCUCCUCAAUUCAGUUCAAUUAAACAGACAUUUAUUAAGCAUCUGUCAUGUACAAGAUACAUAAGUGCCAGAAAUAUGGCAGUGAAGAAUGACAGUCUGUGCCCUUGAAAUUAACACACACACACACACAGCCAACUGUAGUACAAGUUAGAAUAUGAUUAAGUGUAUAGGAAAUGUCAAAGAGAAGCAUGAGAGAUUCAGAAAAGGACAGAUCACUUCUUACUGGGAGGAAUCAGGGAGAUUAUGGAAGAAGAAGCUCCUGAGUUUAGCCUUGAAGGAAAAGAAUUCUUUUUUCUGUUCUCUUUCUAUCUUUCUUUCUCUUUUCUUUCUAUUUCUCUCUUUC